Gaeumannomyces tritici R3-111a-1 is the source of this 1185-nucleotide messenger RNA. RefSeq lists its product as hypothetical. Lineage: Eukaryota; Fungi; Ascomycota; Sordariomycetes; Magnaporthales; Magnaporthaceae. The coding region runs from base 1 to 1185 and encodes 394 amino acids. The record is from RefSeq and is a predicted model, not a curated record. The transcript has 3 exons.
AUGAGUCUGCCUGAGUUCAAGGCCCUGGCCUCUGUCCUCCUGGGGCAUAAGAUACAGUGGAUGAACAUCCUCUGCGAGAUUGCUCUUCCUUCUAUCGACUUCCGCAAGGACGAAACGAGCGUCGUCCUCUUCCAGGCCAUGUACCAGGCAGGACCCCCUACAAAGGGGUCGGACAUGAGGGAGGGCCACCAUGUCCUGAAUGACGUCAAAUUCUGCCGCAGGCUGGCUGGUGAGCUUCACGAGGCAGCGGGUCGGAUCAAGAUGAACUGGGAGUCCUCCCAGGCCCUCGCAAACUUCAUCUUCGUCGCCACCCGCGCCUUGACCCUCUCGUCCGACAAGAAUGAGCACCGUGCCUUCUUGGGAUUUCUUCGAGAGGCUCGUCUCAUUGCUUUUGGCUGGCUAAAGUCGAUUUACGCGAAGGCAAAGUCCAUCACGGACAAUGACUUCCGCCAGGAGCUGUUCGGAAAGAUCGCCGAGGUUGCUUUAAUCUGCAUCGCGACCUUCGACGUCGAGGAGCACCAUCUUCGCCCCCUACUAAGUCGCCCCGAGGACGCAUCGAUCCUGGUACAAUGCUCUAUCAGCUGCCAGGAAUGCCUCACGGCUGACGACCUCAGGCCGCAGGGCACCCUAUUGUCGCUAAUGGUUCUUCGCUGGAAGCGGGUCUGUAGCCGUGCCCGUGCCUAUUUAUCCGGCAUAUUCACGGCGGCGGAGGGUGGAGGAGAUGCCCUUGACGACGCUGUUCACCAGUGCUGGUCCAACUACAGCAACGGUAACCAGUGGAAAUCCCUCCAGUCGCCAAUGAAGCAUUGGCUGGAGACCACAACAGCCCCCAUUCACGGCGAUUCCUUGAACGUCAUGUUUAACCUGCUGACAGCUGAGCUACUUGUUAACGGUCUCCCGCUAUCUCGACUUCCAACCCAGUAUGAGGACCACAGGCUUUACAGGCAGCUAUUCGGCAGGGCGGUUCUUGACGUCAUGCCUACCGACGUUCCUGGCAUGCAGUUUGGCCUCAAAGCCGAAGUCUCGGGCUAUACCGUUAGCAUGGGGCUCUCUGAUUCCCACGGACUGCUCGUGUGCGCCACGCUUUGCGACAGCAAGGUCACAUACCAGAUCGUUCCUGCAGAUUGCUUCGCGGGCCUCCUUCCUUCAUCGUUCGUCGAUGAGUACACGCACUGGGCUCUCUGA